AAGAUCCAGUUCUAAAGAGACUGGUUUCUUCAGUUCGAACGAUCGAUGGUGAUGAUAUAUGAUGUUGUUCGUUACAAACUGCACCGGAUGAAGAAAGAGAUGAAAGAUGAACUAGAAGAUAAGGAUAAUGUGCAAGAGUAUGGCUGUCAUAACUGCAAAAGGAAAUAUAGUGCACUGGAUGUUCUGAGAUUACUUUCUAUGCAAGACGAUUCUUUUCAUUGUGAAAAUUGUAAUCAUGAACUUGUUAUGGAAUGUAACAAGCGAACUUCCCAAGAAGUACAAGUACUAGUAGUCGUAGAUGGAAGUGACAAUGCAAGGAGAUGGCGGGAUCAACUAAAAGAUUUGCUUCAGAAUAUGGAGGUUCGACUGAAACCUCUGAUAGAUCAUAUAAACAGAAUAAAAGACCUACCGGUUCCUAGCUUUGAAUCUUUUCCGGUAUGGGAGGCUCGUGCAGCUAAGUCUGCUCGUGAAAAUGGUGAUCUUAACCCUGAUGAUACUUUGAGGUCACAAGGUGGGUAUGGUUCAACACCGAGGCCAUUUCUCGGAGAGACAGAGAUUGAGGUUAACCUUGGUGAAGGAAAAGAAGAAGUCAAAUCUGAUGAAGGAGAAGCUUCAGAACUUUCAGAUGACAAGAAAUCAACCAUGGGAAAUGGUGAUGAUGAUAAGGAUUUGAAGGCCAAUCAACAACCACGCACUGACAUUGAAUUGGCUACUACAUCCUCAGAUCGUCAGGUUGGUAUGAAGUGUAAACGUGAAGAGGAAGAUGAAGAAGAUGUUGCAUGGGAAGAAACGUUUAAUGUUUCAGCAAAUGGAAACUACAAGGUGGACAUGAAUGUGGAAGCCGAAAAAGCAGAAGAAAGAGGUUUCUAAUGGACUUAGGCUUGACGAAAGUGUUCUAAUUGUUUUCCAAGAAAUUUAUGGUUUUUAG
Molecule: messenger RNA, 928 nt
Organism: Arabidopsis arenosa
Lineage: Eukaryota; Viridiplantae; Streptophyta; Magnoliopsida; Brassicales; Brassicaceae
Source: the annotation of a GenBank genome assembly